GAAAUGUCUGUGCCUCGUGAAGGCCCGUUAUUAUGAGUGAACCAUAAUGUUUGGUAAGGUCGAAGGCGGUAGGUAGGGGAAAAAAGGAAGACCACAUUAUAGCUGGAUAGCCCUGACAUAACGGGGUGCGUCUACACUGCAGCACAAACGCGGGUCGACACCACUUUGACUGCCAUUGCUCAAGGCUAUGGGAAUCCUUGUCGAACUACAAGGCCUCUGCCAGUUAUUGAAAACAGAAUGCCGAGUAACAAAAAAACCACAGAUAUCAAGACUGAAAAGAAAAAGAAAAAAAUGAAACCUCUCAUGCCAGGAAAGGAAAAGGUGAAGAAAUCGAAGCAUAUCAUGUCAGAGGAGGAUCAACAGGCUCAUGAACCUAAGAUGAAAAAACAAAAAAUGGAGAAAAAGGAAGAGAAAGACCAAGAUCUUUCACCAGAGGAGAAGAGGAUACUGGAACGAAAGCUGAAAAAAGAGCGCAAGAAGGAGGAAAAGAGGUUAAUGCGAGAAGCGGGGGUCAUCGCCAAGAAGGAAGUGCCUAAGAAACCCUCGGGUUCAGAAUUGGCAUUGAACUACUUAACUUGCUGGUCCAAAAACCCCAAAGAAUGGAAAUUUCAGAAGACGAGGCAAACAUGGCUCCUGUCACACAUGUAUGACAAAGAAAAGGUCCCCGAUAAGUAUUUUUCCAUUUUGCUGCGGUACCUUGAAGGGCUCCAAGGAAACGCUCGAGACACAACUGUACAGAAAGCGGAAGCUUUGAUGAAGGAAUAUGACAAGUCUGAAACAGAGGAUUCUGUCCCUUUGGAGACAUGUGAGCGCCUUCGGAAAGUUCUUCAGCUGUUGUCAUGAAACCCUUUCAUCCUGUCAGGCUUUCCCUGGGAUCCAUGUAUCUGCAUAAUGUUAUGUAUGGGAACAGCGCCUUUGCUGUACUUCUUUAAAAUUCAGUCGCAACGUUCAGCUUUAGUCAAAAUGAUGUUUUUAAUCUUCGUCCUCCCGUUCUGAAAGCAGAUCUCUCUCCCAAGGCACUGCAAAUUCAACUAAAAUGGCCAGUAUUAAAUCCAAUAACACUUGGACUCAGACCUCGUCUUUUAGGAAUAUUUUUAACCUACUCCUGUGCAAUUUUUAUAAGGAUUCUCACUUGUUUAUGGCAUUCUUCCCUGCCCAAAAUAGUCUUAAACCAAAGCUAGCUGGCAUCUUUCAAUACUUGUGCCUGCUUUGGUUUGUUAAUCGCUGGUUUCAUCAUUUACUCAUCCUUCGCACAUACGGAGCAGAAGCUAAAGCUUUGUAAACACUUUAUGUUGUUCUGUCUUCAUUUUAUUUCAGAGGAAUAAGAACUAACUAAACCAUGGGCUCUUCAAUGCCAUUCUGCUCCAUCCCCGACCUUCCUAUUAUCCUCACAUGAUUGUUUUCCAGUUCAAUAAAUAUUUCUUCAACGGU
This is a messenger RNA of Anolis carolinensis (green anole), 1431 nucleotides long. It is a transcript of the gene chlsn, whose product is annotated as chromosome unknown C7orf50 homolog. The transcript has 5 exons. NCBI's taxonomy places the organism in Eukaryota, Metazoa, Chordata, Lepidosauria, Squamata, Anolidae. The coding region runs from base 238 to 843 and encodes 201 amino acids. The record is from RefSeq and is a predicted model, not a curated record.